Molecule: messenger RNA, 4699 nt
Organism: Numida meleagris (helmeted guineafowl)
Lineage: Eukaryota; Metazoa; Chordata; Aves; Galliformes; Numididae
Gene: HACL1
Product: 2-hydroxyacyl-CoA lyase 1
Exons: 14
Coding region: 1604-3043 (479 amino acids)
Biological process (GO): fatty acid alpha-oxidation
Cellular component (GO): peroxisome
Molecular function (GO): magnesium ion binding; catalytic activity; thiamine pyrophosphate binding
Source: RefSeq, a predicted model, not a curated record
AUUGUUCACUGUUAUUUGUGUUAGAUAUUGAGCUCUGCAGUAUUUAGUAUAUGACCUUCUUUUCUUCUUGUGGGUAACUUCAUUUGUCUCCUCUAAAAGUAAUUUUGUUUAGUUUCUUGUCUCUUGGAUAAAUUUUCCUUUUUCGUCCUGCCCCUAGUCUAUUAAUAUACCUUAUUGCAUGGAUACAUUUGAAAGUGAGGGUAAGAUUCAACCUGUAAUGCUUUACUGACUUUUUGAAGAGUUUGAGAGUUUUUUCUAAAUUUGAAAGCCAUAAUGCUUAUGAAUUACCGCAUUUUCCGUAUUUCAUACAUGAAGAAAUUGACAACUGCGUUGUUACAAUCUGUAUUUGUUCCCCACGCAGAUGUUUUGAGGGGUGGUUAAGCAUUGAAUUGAGUGAUGGUACAGAGCGAUAGCAUUUACUCCCACAAGCCUUCACUGAGAUGUGGCAACUUUAGCUGGUCUGCCACUAAAAGCUGUUCAGAAUGCUGGAUGAAGUACGUGGGGCAGAAGCUGUGUAACGCCAAGUACGUGUGACCUGGAGAAAUAGGUUUGUAAUGAUUGAUUGGCAAGGGGAGGUUGGUAACGGGAGCAGAACCAAACGAGGUCUCUGUCACUGAAAAAAGAUCUCUAGUGUUCAGACUUCUUUUAAUUUGUCAGUUGUUAUUGACUAAAGAUUUGCUAUCCCUACAUGGGUUUAGAUAAGUAAGUUUUUCUUUUGAGCAAUCAUAAAUUUGGCCGUAAGAAAGAAAUGUUUACGGUACUGGCUGAUGAGUUUACAGGACGUGUUUCUCUUUUCUCACAAACUGAUUUUUAUCUGAGAUCAGCUCCGUUUACCCAACUUCAUCUUGUGUAAACUUCUACUCUUGGCAAAAGGAUGAGGGAGCGACUUGUUUACUUGAAGACACUGUAGUAAGAAGGAGAUUGGUUUGCUCAGUGAAAACCACAGUUUUUGAACAGGUUCUUUUCCGUUAGUCCCAUCAGUCUUGCCUUUUGCCCGUUAUGUGCCUUAGGGAGAGAAAUAGGCAUAUGCAAGAGCUAAAUUCAGCUUUAUGAAAGUCAUUUUCCUUGGCUCUUUCAUUAUUCAGCACUUCCACUGCACGUUGGAGAGUCUCAAAAGUGUUUUCACCUUGGCAUGAAAAGGGACGUAGGCCCAAAUAGUUUCCAGAUAGUCUUGGAGGGCAAGAUUAAAGUUCACUGUUGUGUCUUGUGAUUCCAUGGCGUUAUACCUGGUUUUGUGACAUGCUGCUGUGAUCUGAAUUUCAACCCGCUUCUCACAGAAGUAGGCUGAUAGCUGAACUGGCCCUGAUGGUUCUGACUUUAGUAACUCUAAGUGAUAGUCCUUAAAGCUCAGUCUGAGUUAUCCUCCUUGAGCUUGGAAACCCAUUCUUCUGAUUCCCUUCUGUCCAGUCCCUCCCAGGUGAAAGAAACUCUUAUGUAUUGACUGGAAGAAAGUCAAGCAGUCUGAUACCACAAUUUACUCCCAGUUGUGUCUUUAUAUUUUAUUGCCUGAGCACAGAUGGGCUGAGUAGAAGAGCCUUAGUUUACCCUGGAAGCUUGUCCCAGCAAGCUGUUGGACAUGUAAAUCGAGACAACGAGGUAGCAAAUGAGGCCUUGGCCUUUGAUUGUUAUUGGAGGCUCUUCUGAUAGAAACCAGGAAACCAUGGGAGCUUUCCAGGAAUUUCCACAGGUUGAAGCUGCUAGGCUGUAUAACAAACUGUCUGUCCGCCCAAGCAGCCUGGAAGUGAUUCCUGCUGUUAUUGAAAAGGCUGUAAGAACCAGCAUUUAUGGCCGCCCAGGUUCCUGUUACGUCGACAUACCUGGGGAUUUUGUGAAUCUUCAGGUGAAUAAGAGCUCUGUCAAGUAUGUAGCAUGCUGCCCGCCACCUCCCAUCAGCACAGCUGAGCAUUCUGCUGUAUCUGAAGCAGCAUCUAUCAUUGCUCAUGCCAAGCAGCCUCUGCUAAUCAUUGGCAAAGGUGCUGCUUAUUCACGUGCUGAAAACAACAUCAGAAAGCUGGUGGACCUUUCUGGACUGCCUUUUUUGCCUACACCAAUGGCAAAAGGAGUAGUUCCUGAUAACCAUCCAAAUUGUGUAGCUGCAGCAAGAUCCACGGCAUUACUACAUGCUGAUGUAAUCAUCUUGCUUGGUGCUAGGUUGAACUGGAUUUUGCAUUUUGGACUUCCACCAAGGUUCCGACAAGAUGUAAAGGUUAUUCAGAUUGAUAUUUGUGCAGAAGAGAUGGGGAAUAAUGUGAGGCCAGCUGCAAUUCUAUUAGGUGACAUAAAUGCCAUAACUAAGCAGCUUUUAGAAGAGUUCAGCAGAAGACCUUUGAAAUAUCCCUCUAAUACAGAGUGGUGGAAAAGACUCAGAGAGAAAAUACUGAACAACGAGGAAAGAUCAAAGGAUUUAGCAUUACAGAAGUCCCUGCCAAUGAAUUAUUACACAGUCUUUCAUCACAUCAGAGAGCUGAUACCCAAGGACUGCAUUUUAGUAAGCGAAGGAGCAAACACCAUGGACAUUGGACGGACUAUGCUUCCUAAUUAUCAUCCCCGUCAAAGGCUUGAUGCAGGUACUUUUGGAACAAUGGGAGUUGGACUGGGUUUUGCCAUAGCAGCUGCACUGGUGGCCAAAGACCGAACACCUGAGAAGCGAGUCAUCUGCAUAGAAGGAGAUAGCGCUUUUGGAUUUUCUGGGAUGGAGGUGGAAACUAUUUGCAGGUACAACUUGCCAAUCUUGAUUAUCGUAGUAAACAACAAUGGGAUUUACACUGGUUUGGAUGCAAGUAGCUGGAAAGAGAUGUUACAGUAUGGAGAUCCUGUUACAAGCGUACCUCCUGUUUCCCUCCUUCCAAAUGCACGCUAUGAGGAAAUUAUGUCUGCCUUUGGUGGUAAAGGAUACUUUGUUAAUACACCAGAAGAACUGCAGAAUGCUGUGAAAGCAAGUUUGGCUGACGGGCGAACACCUUCUCUAAUAAACGUAAUGAUUGAUCCGCAGUCUGAGAGAAAGAAACAGGAAUUUCCCUGGCUUACUCGUUCUAACCUGUAAAAGAAGAAGAAGUUGACCAUGGUGCAAGACAAUGCAUGAAGCAAAACUAAAUUGGUUUUCAGAAUAGGGAACAGUACAACUUUUGCAUAAACAGUGGAACAAAACAGAAUUUAAAGAUUACUCUGAUAUCAAUUUUUAAGUGCUGAAAUUACGUAACUGUGUAGUGAACAAGACCCAUUUUAAUGUAUUCCAGAAUGUCUAAGCAGAUUGCACAGAAAUACGGAUGGUAAGACUGCAUAACUUUUCAUUUUCUUGAAGCCAUAUUCAUCAAGAUUUGUGAAUUAAAAUCUUAAGCAUUCUGGAAGAAGAGAGUACAUUGACAGUUUUACACUGUAAAACAGAAGUUUUAGGCAGUCUGCAAUUACAGUGGCUUCAUUUUUAACUGAUGCUACUUGUUUGAGACCUUGUCUUGUGACUACUGAAAUGAAGUAUUGUGCAAGUGCUCAUUGGCCUAAUUGUGCAUUUAAGCCUACUGGGGAAAUAGUCGCUUAAUAAUUUUACACGAUGCUUUUUAGCUUCUACUCUAGGUAGAAGCAGUGUAUCAAAAAUAACUUCUUUACGGUAAGGAGUACUGGAACAGGCUGCCCAGAGAGGGUUGGAGUCUCCUUCUAUGGAGAUAUUCAAGACUCGUUUGGAUGCCUACCUGUGCAACCUAUUGUAGGGUACCUGCUUUAGCAGGGGGGUUAACAGCCUACUCAAGGACUGAUUUUUGUCUAUUGCACUUUGAGAUUUUCAAGAGGGGACAUUGGUCUACUUGAUUGAUCUACUGCAUCUUCACCCAUUGUUGCAUCUGGCAACCUGAACUAGAGCUCACACUUUAAAAGGAGCUCUUCCUCUGUGCUUCUGUCACAGUGACCUACAGCAGCUGUACUUCUGCAGUAUGCUACCAAGCAGGUUACUUUAUAUGUUCUUACAUGCAUUGGGAGGUUCCUUGUUGUUAUGUACAUAUAAGAGAAAAUUCUGGCUCUCAUUGGGUUUUGGUUGCUUUCUUGUCAGUUAUUCCAUUAAGUGUUACUUAACUAAUGAAAGACAUUGGGAUGGAUGAAGGAAGAUAGGGACUGGGCUGCCACGAGAUCCUUGUCUACAGUUUGGUUUGCUGCGAAAACCUUAGCUUAGUUCUUACGCUUCAGUCUGGGUCUGGCAGGAGUCUGUGGAUUACUAUUAAGCAGUAUUAUUUCUACACACUCCUGACAUGACCAAGAGCACUGCACGCUACUGGAGAUAACACUAUCUAUGCAAUAUGUUUGGUGAUACUCAUAGUGCCACAUGGCUACUUGAGACUGUGAAGGUAACAUCCACAGGACGGUUAAGAAAUGCCAAAAGAUAAAAGCCAUUGAGUGGAUACAAUGCACGAAUCAGUCUAAGACAGCUGAGACAGGAGGGUUAUGUUCUGUGGGGUCUUCUGCGGGGAAUGUGGAACAACACUGGAUCUUGGCACAGAUUUUCUUUCAUUCUUCCUUCAACUCUCCACAAAUUGGAUUUAAUAUGUUGGGGCAAUUAAACACACUGUAUUUUGGUGAUGCAAAAUGUCUGUAAAAGGUAAUGCUGGGGCUGAUCAGAAGGGAGAUCAUUUGUAUUGGAUAAGCAAAUACAGAGAUUCUUGUUUUAUAUUUUUAAAAUCAAUAAAAAGUGAUUUUCAUGGUGUUUCUUCUUUAA